Molecule: messenger RNA, 3529 nt
Organism: Chelmon rostratus (copperband butterflyfish)
Lineage: Eukaryota; Metazoa; Chordata; Actinopteri; Chaetodontiformes; Chaetodontidae
Gene: psen1
Product: presenilin 1
Exons: 11
Coding region: 169-1605 (478 amino acids)
Biological process (GO): membrane protein ectodomain proteolysis; negative regulation of apoptotic process; smooth endoplasmic reticulum calcium ion homeostasis
Cellular component (GO): nucleus; ciliary rootlet; growth cone
Molecular function (GO): beta-catenin binding; cadherin binding; aspartic endopeptidase activity, intramembrane cleaving
Source: RefSeq, a predicted model, not a curated record
GCCGGAUGUUCUGUGAGAAGACAGGAACAACAAAGAAGAGAAAGUGCCCGGGUUUUAAACAUACUAGAGAACCCAUCUGAACACAAAAUCAAGGAAAUUAACCAUUGUUCACAGUAGGGCAAAAAGAAUUUGGUUUGCAUGUGAGGACAAGUGUCUGCCGAGCCAACCAUGGCAAACAAUGCAGAGGAUAUUGAACACAAUAUGGACCAACAGGAGACCAAUGUGGCCCCUGAACCCACCCAGCAGCCACAGGAGGCUGCAGUGACCAGAGCAAGGUCCAGAGGAGGCUCAGGAGCUGGAGGAGGCGAUGGCGGAGGUGGAAACGGUAGUGGGCCAGAGCAGAACGGACAGCCCCCCGCCACUCGUCCUCCACGUGUGGUGGAGACUGAGGAGGACGAGGACGAAGAGUUGACCUUGAAAUACGGGGCCAAGCACGUCAUCAUGCUGUUUGUUCCCGUGACCCUCUGCAUGGUUGUUGUUGUGGCAACCAUAAAAUCUGUCAGCUUCUACACCCAGAAUGAUGGCCAGAGAUUGAUCUACACACCGUUCCCUGAAGACACAGACACAGUAGCACAGAGAGCCCUGAACUCCAUCCUGAACGCCACCAUCAUGAUCACUGUGAUCAUCGUCAUGACUCUGGUGCUGGUGCUGUUAUACAAGUACCGCUGCUACAAGGUGAUCCAAGGCUGGCUCUUCCUCUCCUCCCUCCUUCUGCUAUUCUUCUUCUCCUACAUCUACCUCAAAGAGGUUUUCAAGACCUACAACGUGGCCAUGGACUAUUUCACCCUAGCGAUAAUAAUUUGGAACUUUGGAGUGGUGGGCAUGAUGUGUAUUCACUGGAAAGGACCGCUGCGGCUCCAGCAGGCCUACCUCAUCAUGAUCAGCGCCCUCAUGGCCCUGGUUUUCAUCAAGUACCUGCCAGAGUGGACCGCCUGGCUCAUAUUAGCAGUCAUAUCUGUCUACGAUCUGUUAGCGGUGCUCUGUCCCAAAGGGCCUCUGAGGAUCCUGGUGGAGACGGCUCAGGAGAGGAACGAACCCAUCUUUCCAGCUCUCAUCUACUCUUCUACAAUGGUGUGGCUCGUCAACAUGGCCGACACCGACAGGCCGAAAAGGAACUCGACAGAAGCAGCAUCCCCUCAACAAGGAGCUCAAGAGGCCGUGGCGUCCCCGGCUCCCUCUAGUCCAUCGCAGGACGACGGAGGCUUCACCUCCUCCUGGGUCAGCCAGCAGGAGCACCAGCUGGGGGCACUUCAUUCCACUGAAAGCACCAGGCGGGAGAUCCAGGAGAUGCCCUCCGCCCGUCCUCCCGUUGAAGACGACGAUGAGGAGAGGGGCGUCAAGCUUGGUCUCGGAGACUUCAUCUUCUACAGCAUGCUGGUGGGAAAGGCCUCGGCCACAGCGAGCGGCGACUGGAACACCACGCUCGCCUGCUUCGUAGCCAUCCUCAUCGGUCUCUGUCUGACUCUUCUCCUGCUCGCCAUCUUCAAGAAAGCGCUCCCCGCUCUGCCCAUCUCCAUCUUCUUUGGCCUUGUCUUCUACUUCGCCACAGACAACCUGGUGCAGCCCUUCAUGGACAAGCUGGCGCUACACCAGUUCUACAUAUAGCAGGACGCUGCCCUGAUAGCCCUCACCCGCGUAGCCCUCCGGCCAACAACAUGAGAGCGGCCCCUUCCCAGCCGGGGAAGAAAGGGCGAUGCCGGGGCCCCUCCCGCCCCCGCAUCCCCUCCUCAGAACCCACGAUGACGGGACACAAGUUGUUUAUGUUCUGCCUUUCUUUUCCGGCGCCGUGGAGGGUAUUCCCCACGACAGCUGUUCUUAAAUGUUUUAGUUCUGUUUUUAAACCGGACAUUUCUCGCUCGACUUGGGACCUCGUCUUCAAAUUGUCGAUCGCCGGUCUCAGGCUCACCCCAAUCUAAGAGAAAUUGAUGGGAAUAUUUUACCGUUAUUUAUCCAGGGAGGCUUUAAGAGCUCGUCUGCUCGUUUCCAGCAGCGCCCUGCUUCACAUCACGCACAUUUCACCUGGGAGCUGCCCAGUACGACCAGUCUUCUACAGCUGGGGCUUUACAGUAGGUGCCUUGCUCAGGGACACCUCGGCGGUAGCUGUUGAGCAAAGGGAGGCGGUUUCUUUAAAUCUCCCUUAAAAGACUUUGGUGUUAAUUUUUCCGACUUGUGAGCUGCCACGGCCCCCAAACGAAACCCGACGUUAAACAAAGCCUUCAUCAAACGAACGGACACUCUGUGCUGAUGUUGAUAAUAGAUUGGUAAAUGUGUAGUUUGAUUGUGUUUGAGCUGUGAGUCACCAGACGUGCUUUCCUCACCGCCAUUAGAAAUGGUUAAGACGUUGGUUUUCUUUUUUCCACUUUAAACACAGAAACCACCAAAGCUCUGAGGCCGGAGCGAUGUACACCCCAAUAGAUUUACACUGAGCGGGAUGUUUCUCACGGGGGGAAAAGUGGAAGAAUUCACUGUUUCUAGAAUUAAAACAUGAGUAUUAUUGUGACGCUGACUCAUCAGAGAUUUCGCCAUGUUUUCUGCCCUUAAUCUUGACCUUAAAUCACAUUUGAAUUCAAAGCCUGCAGAGGGAGGAAAGUUCACACCCACACUCACACCUGAGACUUGCCUGCCAUGUCGGUCAUGUACUGUCAGCCACUGAGCAGUUCUGCUGGAGCAGUCGGAGGUUCAGUGCCUUGCUCAAGGGCAUUUCAGUAGUAGUCGUCGUUAUUGUUAUUGUGGGACAGAAAUGUGCUUUUCGUUCUCUUCCCUGACUGAAAUUUGAUUUAGCUUUUUUUUUUUUUCCCCUCAACCUGUCCAGGGAUUGUAACCUGUGAUCAUCUGGUCACAAACUCUGAACCUUUAGGCUACAGCUGCCCUCAUGACGCUCGCCUGGUGCUGUCUGGAACUAUGCUACAUCAAAUUAUUUCGAUUAUACACAGAUACUGUUUUUUUUUUUUUUUUUCAAGAUAUGCAGAAGAGAAACUUUGUACUUUUUGAAAAACGGGGUUAAAUAUUAACAGGGUUCCUACACAGAUCAGGAAAAUCUGGGAAAGCGUGAAAACAAAGAAAACUUAUGGCAGAAAUUCUGUGCAUGUAUUGAGUAAAAGAAUGCAGAAUGCUGAUGAAUGAGGGAGUUGUAGACUUAGUUUAAUUUGAUACUUGAAUUUGUGAAGAUUUUUGGAAAACAACCUCCUGUUAUUUAGCAUUAUUUGCUUAACUGGCUAAUUUAAUCAAGUUAAAAAAGAAACCAAAAAGUUUAAAUCAAGGUGAAAUAUUGAGAUGUGUAUGAACCCAAACUUUGUGGCUUCUCAUAUAUGAGAUAAUGCUGACUGAUAGAGGAGGACGAGCUGCACUGAUUGCUCGUUUUUUAGUUGCACUCAAGUUUCAUGCUUGCAGAGAAGAAACUAAGAGGGAACAAUGUAGUAAUUUGUUCUGAAUCUGUGUUUUUUUUUUCCUUCCCUUUUUGUUUUUAGGGAAUAUGUUGGGUGACUGGCUUUUUUUCUGUCCUUCACAUGCAUAUGUGUGUUAUGCAAGG